AUGGCCCCUCCAAAGGUUUUCUCGCUCGAAGGCAAAGGCCUCAAACUCGACACCGCGGAGGAUAUCGACGCCCACAUCAAGCCUCUCGUUGAGAGUGCUGACUACACGGAGAUCCAUUUCGGCGGUAACACCCUGGGUGUGGGUGCCUCGGAGCGUCUGGGUGCUGUCCUCGCGACCCAAAAGAACCUUGAAGUUGCCGAUUUCGCCGACAUCUUCACUUCUCGCUUGCUGUCGGAGAUCCCUCCCGCUCUGACCUCCCUCCUGAAUGCAAUCCUCGAGAUCCCGGCCGUCCACACCGUCAACCUAUCCGACAAUGCCUUCGGUCUCAACACGCAGGCGCCCCUCGUUGACUUUCUUUCGCGCCACACCUCGCUCCGCCAUCUGAUCCUGAACAACAACGGACUGGGUCCCCAUGCCGGUACGCUGGUGGCCGAUGCCCUGAGCGAACUCGCGGAGCGCAAAGAGGAGGCCCGUAAGGCCGGCAAGGAGGUUGCGCUGCUGGAGAGCAUUGUCUGUGGACGGAAUCGUUUGGAGAAUGGCAGCAUGGAAGCAUGGGCGCGUGCCUAUGAGAAACACGCGGCCGGUAUCAAAUCCGUGAAGAUGACCCAGAACGGUAUUCGGCAGGAGGGUAUUUCGCAUCUGUUGAAGAGCGGUCUUCGCCACGCGAGCGCCCUCGAGGUCUUGGACUUGCAGGACAACACCUUUACCAUUAUGGGAUCCACGGCUUUGGCAAUGGUUCUGCCGGGCUGGCCCGAACUGCGCGAACUGGGCGUUGGUGACUGCCUGCUGUCUGCACGUGGUGGUGUCAAGGUCGCUCAGGCUCUGGGGAAGAACAAGAACCAGAAGCUCCAGACUUUGCGGCUGCAGUACAACGAGAUGAAGGCGGAGAGCGUGAAGCAAUUUGCCUUUGCGGCCAAGACAGCACUACCCGGUCUGCGCCGUGUGGAACUCAAUGGAAACAUCUUCUCGGAUGAGGAUCCUCACAUCGUGGAGCUGCGUGAGCUGUUGGAGGGUCGCCAGGAGGAGCAUGGCACUGAUGACGACCCUGAGGAUAGCUGGGGUCUUGAUGAGCUGGACGAGCUCGAGGAGGAGGGUAGCGAAGAAGAGGAGGAGUCGGAGGAGGAGGAAGAAGAAGAAGAGCGCAAGGCCGACAAGGAUCUGAAGAACACCGAACUCGCCGAGGAGGAGGAGGUUGCGCAGAAGCAGGAUCGGGACGUCGACGCGCUGGCCGAGGCCCUGGGCAAGACUGGUGUGUAG
Molecule: messenger RNA, 1257 nt
Organism: Penicillium lagena
Lineage: Eukaryota; Fungi; Ascomycota; Eurotiomycetes; Eurotiales; Aspergillaceae
Product: GTPase-activating protein RNA1
Exons: 1
Coding region: 1-1257 (418 amino acids)
Biological process (GO): nucleocytoplasmic transport; activation of GTPase activity
Cellular component (GO): nucleus; perinuclear region of cytoplasm; cytosol
Molecular function (GO): GTPase activator activity; small GTPase binding
Source: RefSeq, a predicted model, not a curated record